CUGAGAGGGAAUCCUUGGUAAUGAAGACAGGCAAGGCUAAACAGGCCGGAAAAUGAAAAUAUUCAAAAUAUGAAUAAGUAAAUCAUUUGAAAAACUGGAACUAGUAUGUCGCUGCCUGUGAUUCUGCAGGGACAAGGAUUUGCAAAUCCCUAACUGGGUAUAAUUAAUUAAUUUGACAAAUCAGAUGGUUUCGAGGCAAGAGCGUAGUGAAUUUGGAGUGAUCACCUCAUCAGCAUGAGGUAUAUGGACUGAGGGUUGAAUAACCUUUCUCCCACUCCCGGAAUGCCAAGUGACAACAUCGGCAGACGUGCGACCAGAGCUCAGUGGCUGGACCUGCGCAUCCACUUGUUGAGUUCACAACAGUUCACCGUCGCUCUAUUCAAAGAGGCAACAACAUGGCACACGGUCUGGUCAGACGGGAGUCGUUGGAAACAGAGAUGCACAAGUCCGAAGACAAAAGAAAAACCUUCGUUUACACCAAGAAGAGGGGCUACGAUGUUACGCGAAACCCCCACCUGAACAAGGGCAUGGCUUUCUCCCUGGAGGAGCGUCUCCAGCUGGGGACCCACGGCCUGCUGCCUCCCUGCUUCAUCAGCCAGGACGUCCAGCAUCUCCGUGUGCUCAAGAACUACGACAUGAAGAGAGACGACCUGGACAGAUAUGUGUUUCUGAUGGGGCUUCAAGACCGCAAUGAGAAGCUGUUCUAUCGGGUGCUAACGUCAGACAUCGAAAGGUUUAUGCCCAUCAUUUACACCCCCACUGUGGGCCUGGCCUGCCAGCAAUAUGGCCUGAUAUAUAGAAGACCAAGGGGGCUGUUCAUCACUAUUCAUGACCGUGGCCACAUUGCUACAAUGCUUCAGAACUGGCCAGAAAAGGACAUCAGGGCUGUGUGUGUGACAGACGGAGAGAGGAUCUUGGGGCUGGGAGACCUGGGCUGCUGUGGCAUGGGCAUCCCAGUGGGUAAGCUGGCCCUCUACACAGCCUGUGGGGGUAUGCCGCCACAACAGUGCCUGCCUGUCAUGCUGGAUGUGGGCACAGACAAUGAGGCGCUGCUGAAGGACCCUCUCUACAUUGGGCUGAGACAUAAGAGAGUGCAAGGCCAGGCCUAUGAUGACCUGCUGGAUGAAUUUAUGAAGGCUGUGUCAGACAGGUAUGGAAUGGACUGUCUGAUUCAGUUUGAGGACUUUGCGAAUGUUAAUGCUUUCCGUCUGCUGAGCAAGUACCGCAACAAGUACUGCACAUUCAAUGAUGACAUCCAAGGUACUGCUGCGGUGGCAGUAGCUGGACUCCUGGCCGCUCUCCGCAUCACCAAGAGCAAAAUGUGUGACCAUACCAUCGUGUUCCAAGGUGCAGGGGAGGCAGCGAUGGGGAUUGCUGAGCUGAUCACCAUGGCCAUGGAGAAGGAGGGACUCGCUAAGGAAGAGUGUUUGAAAAAGAUCUGGAUGGUUGAUUCCAGGGGUCUCGUUGUCAAGGGUCGAGACCACCUGACUCAUGAGAAGGAGAGGUUUGCUCAUGAACACCCACAGAUGAAGAACCUGCAGGAUGUGGUUCGGGAACUGAAACCCACAGCUAUCAUUGGUGUGGCGGCUAUAGCCGGAGCCUUCACUGAUCAGAUCAUCACAGACAUGGCUUCCUUCAAUGAACGCCCAAUCAUCUUUGCCCUCAGCAACCCGACUAGCAAAGCCGAAUGCAGUGCUGAGCAGUGUUACACAAUCACAGAGGGGCGGUGCAUCUUUGCCAGUGGCAGCCCAUUUGACCCCGUCACCCUGCCUGAUGGGAGGACGUUCUACCCGGGCCAGGGGAACAACGCCUACAUCUUCCCCGGUGUAGGCCUGGGUGUCACCGCCUGCGCCGUUCUACACAUUACUGAGGAAAUCUUCCUCAUUGCAGCAGAGGCCCUUGCUCACCUGGUGACAGAGAAGGACCUGGCAGAGGGGAGACUGUAUCCUCCUCUCAGCUCUAUCAGGGAAGUCUCUCUCAAACUGGCUGUCAAGAUCAUAGAGUAUGCAUAUGAACACAACAUGGCGACACUUCUGCCGGAGCCGUCCGACAAAGAAGCAUACGUGCACUCGCUCACCUACAGCACUGACUAUGAUGAGUUUGCUGUGGACUUGUACCGCUGGCCAGAGGACAGUAUGACUGUGCAGUCAUGCAAACUUUAAUGCACUGGACAGAGAGACAGAAUGAGCCCUGGAGGGGUAAGGUAACUACUGACAUGCAAUAUCAUCACAAGACGUGAUGUUGGGAUAUUUAAGAGGCGUGUGUAGAGUCUUUCUCAUUAAUAUAUUACUGUGAAAUCAAUAGUGACAACACAUGUAGAGUUAUUGUGCUUUUUGUCUUUGAUGUCUCCCUCUCCAGAACUGAAAAGCAUGGUAGUUUAAAAAUACAAUUUAAGAAAUAGUACAUUUAUAAAUCACUGAAAGGAGGGAAACUAAUAAAAUGUGAAACAGAAAGCAGUUUGCAGAACCUGAAAUAUUGCACUAAUGGUUGUUAUCACAUUACAUUUUACGAUAAUAUAUUUGGGGAAAGUCCUUCACAGGUUAGUUUCAGUUGUACUGUAAUAGGCAGUUCCUUUAUGACUGCGUCAGCUAUAAUCCAAAAACUAUUUGUCAAAUAAAAAUGUUUUUGAUUAAUGUUUUCCAUGUCUGAUUACUACAUUUGUACUCACAAAGGACAAGGAUGCGCUGAGCGUUAGACUUGGAUACAAAAUGGACUUAUAAAGAUAUUAGAAUUUUUAAAGUAGCCUCCAAGGAGUUUCUCACAGAAAUCCUGUACAAAAGUUCCUCUCACUGACACACAGUAGCUUUAUCAUCAGUGCACAACAGAAUGGCUCCUCCCAGAGGCCAACAUAUGUUACUGCAAUACAAUUAUCAGUUUAUCAUGAUCAACUAUGUGCAAAUGUAUUUAUUUUUAUGUUGAUUUUUAGCAUCAGAUUUUAACAGGAAACCCUAUUGAGACUUAAUCUGUAUGUACCAUAAUACAAUAUCAAUUUCCAUUAUUUUCAUUUUCAUGCAAUUAUAAAAGCAAACACGCAUUAAUUGUGGUAUAUGUAACCCAUAAAACAGAGCCAUACACACAUACAGUAUGUGGUGUGUACAUGCAAGCCACAAUAAAAGCAGCAGUGUAUUUUG
Messenger RNA from Siniperca chuatsi (mandarin fish), 3131 nucleotides. It is a transcript of the gene me1, whose product is annotated as malic enzyme 1, NADP(+)-dependent, cytosolic. Gene Ontology annotation, biological process: pyruvate metabolic process; malate metabolic process. Bases 396 to 2162 code for a protein of 588 amino acids. Gene Ontology annotation, molecular function: malate dehydrogenase (decarboxylating) (NADP+) activity; malate dehydrogenase (decarboxylating) (NAD+) activity; NAD binding. NCBI's taxonomy places the organism in Eukaryota, Metazoa, Chordata, Actinopteri, Centrarchiformes, Sinipercidae. The transcript has 15 exons. The record is from RefSeq and is a predicted model, not a curated record. Gene Ontology annotation, cellular component: mitochondrion.